Molecule: messenger RNA, 6951 nt
Organism: Plasmodium vivax (malaria parasite P. vivax)
Lineage: Eukaryota; Apicomplexa; Aconoidasida; Haemosporida; Plasmodiidae
Exons: 1
Coding region: 1-6951 (2316 amino acids)
Biological process (GO): tRNA methylation
Molecular function (GO): RNA binding; tRNA (guanine) methyltransferase activity
Source: RefSeq, a predicted model, not a curated record
AUGACCAAGGACGAUCGCAGCGCAGCAGACGUUUUAAACGCCCUGCUGAAUUUCUCCCGCAACAGCACAGGGAAAGUAGAACACCGGGGGGAUAACCUAAACGGGUUCUUUUGUGAAGUUGCCGAGUUCUUCAUGGGGCACGUGCAUAAAGAGGAACUAGCCAGGCGCAUAAGCAACCACAUAGCUAGCCAAGUAGAAGCAAAGAACCCACUGGAUGAUAGAACGCUCGAGCAAAUAAAAAUUUUAAUUGUUUUUUUAAAUUCGCUGUAUGAAAGACACUUCAGCAGAGCGUUCCUCAGCAUCGACACUUCUUGGGUAGUCCAAUUGAUCGCAUCAAACGGGUGCACGGACCCAAUUGUAUUUAAAUUCCUGGCAGAUGUGCUCGUCUUAACGUUUGGAGCGAGGGAACCGGGGGGCACGGACGACGCGGACGACGCGGACGGAACGGACGGCACCCUGCAGCUUCUGCUCCUUUUACUAAGGUGCAUAAGGGGGAGGGUGGAGGCGGACGUUAGAGAGAACAAAGAAAAUCUCCUUUUUUGCAGAAGGGUGGAGCGGUGGUUAAGGUGGCGCGGCGGGUUGGCAAGUUCACUUGGAGGGACAGACGAGGUAGACGAGGUAGACGAGGCAGACGAGGCAGAUAAAGGGGGUGCACCGGAUGAGGCGCCGCUUAGGGGGGGCCUCCCCUAUGAGGAGCUCCUGCGCGGGGGGAAAUUCCACUUCAGGGCCCUGUGCCACUUGUUCGCGCUGGUGGCGGAGAAGGUGGGGAGGAAGGUCACGGAUGGGGAUGAGGCGCGCAGCCCAGACGUGGGACGCACCGGGCACGCAGGGCGUCCGGGGCACUCCAAACAGAGUGGACAGGGCUAUAUGGGAGGAAGCGGCGAAAGGGGGGAACGAACCGCCAUAUGGGGGCUCCCCCAGGUGAAGUCCCUCGCGAGGGACAUCCUGCAUCUCCUCCCGUUCGUGAGCAACCCCCCCAUGCGCGACGUGAUAAUCAAGGACCUCUGCUACACGGCGAAGGAGUACCUGUUCCCCCGGCGCGAGAUGGAGGAAGUCUGCCUGGAAGUGACGCGGCGGAUGUUUUUCUGCGUCGGCAACGACCCUGGGGGGGAGCUGGGCGCGCCGCAUGGGGGAGAGGGGGUAGCAGUGGAGGGAGAAGCGGGGGGAGAAAAAGAGGUAGAAGUGGAAGGUGCAGAAGUGGAGGGAGAAGUGGAGGGAGACGUGGAGGGAGACGUGGAGGAAGGCGAAGAAGCCGAGCUGGGCGUAGACGCGGAACCCGCGGGGGCGACUGGCCAAGAAGCCACACCCCUCCUCCGCACCUACCUCGCCUACAACGCAAACUGCUACGCGAAAGAAGGCAGAGAGACGGAUGCCGAGCUGCUAAGCGAUGUCUACAGCUUCCAAGUGCUCUACAGGGACUACCUCUACGAGGGGGAUUUUUUGGCCAAAGCCAAUUUGGACGACGUGCGCUUCUUCUUGUUGCUCCUUAACAGGGCCUACACGAGCGAAUCAGUUAUGAAGAAGGUGAUCUUCCUGUUCGAUGGCAUCGUAGGUGCAGUCGAUGGCAUGGCAAGUGCAGUCGUUGGGAUCGUAGGUGCAGUAGAGGGAGUCGCCAGGAGGAAGGGACGGGGGAAGCCACACCAAGGAGGGGGGCAGUUUGCAGAAGCCUGGGAACUCUACAAGUGCAUCCUCAGGUGCGUGCAGAACUUUUCUGUGCACUUGCUAAAAGAGAACUGGCACAAGAUGGUGGGCCUGUUGCAAGUCGCUAGUUCGAUUAGGAGGAGGUACGAAGCGGGGUGGUCACCAAGGGGGUUGCGAAGGAGGUCUCCAAAGGGGUCGCCAAAGCGAUCUUCAAGACCGCCGGACGAAUGGCACGCCAACCGGGGAAGUACCCACCGCAGUGCACUCCCCAGUGAAGGGGCCAACCGAGGGAGCACCGCAGCCGACACGCCCGCACCCUUUGACGAUUUGGACUACUACAUUUUUAAAUGCUGUGCGGGGAGCGACGUGGGGAAGGGAGAAAUGAAAGUUUUGCAGCUCCUAGAUUUUCUGCUCCUGCGUCAGGUGGAGCUUCUCAUUUGGCUGCUGCUUCGGCACAGCAACGGGACGGUCACACGGUUUUCCCUUUGCCAGCUGGUGAGUCGAGGCGACAUGGGGUGGAAGGCGGUAGCAAAAGGGGUAGCAAACAAAGCAGCAAACGGGGAAGCGGUAGUGGUUGCGGGAGAGAAGGCCCCCCCCCCGGAUGGGGCACUCGACGUGCAGACCCUCCUCGACUGCAUGAGCGACACGUUCCUCUUCCACGUUUUCUUUGACGAAUGCAUAAGGCCAACGCUCUUCAUCAAAGGAGACAUUCCCUUUUAUGAGUUCCGCCUGAAGAACUUGAUAGUGGCGAAGGUGCUGAAGAGGAACUCCCUUUUAAUGGCUAAGCAUUUCCUGGUCGGCCUGCACGGGGUGAGGUUUUUCCACGUGAACAUCCGCGUGGUGCUGGAGGGGCUGCUGGAGGCGCUGCGCCUCCUGGGGGGGGGCAGCCCCGCCCGGACAAGCUCGACUGACCACUCGGAUUGCCGCGUAACGCGCCGCUCGGAUUGCCGCUUAACAUGCCGCUCAACGUGCCGCGUGACGGACCUGCACGAGGUGCUCGGGGGCAUCGUGAAGAACGUGAAGAACAUCCCCGUGAGCAGGCGAAGCGACACCCUGACGCUGCUGCUGGAGACGGCCGUCAGAAUGAACCACCACGUGGGGAUAUUCAGGAGAGUAAAAAGCUACUGCGUCUUUUUGGACGCGUUCGAAGACGAGUUUUUUUGCAAACAGAUGGGGCUAUUCUACUCCUUGCUCAGGUUAAACGUAGGGUGUAUGACGGAACAAAGUGGUGGGGACAUUACCCAAGAGGGAGGAGCUUUCAUUUUGAUGAAGAACCCAACCAGUGAUGCUUUCCUAAGUCGUUUUAUUGGCCAUCUCAACCAUAUCCUUCUGUCUAACCAGCAUGUGUACUUUUGGGGAUACUUGCGUUUUUUUAUUUUACUGGCAACGCAUGCAGAGCUGAAGAAUGGCAGCCUCAUCCUCCUCCGUGGGGGCACAGGAGGAGAGGCAGACGAGCUGGUGAAUCGCUUCCUUUUUUAUAUUCUUAAGUAUGGGGCGGGCAACCUGUUUGAUGAGGACAGCUUGGAAGGCGUAAUGACGGGGCUUCUGGCGAGGGUUGGGGGGUGCCUCUUCGGCGAGGGGGUCAACUCUACACGUGAUGGGGUCAACUCUACACGCGAUGGGGUUAACCCUGCUUUUGAAGGGCUGAACUCUACACGUGAGGGGGGUGAAGCGCAGACGGGACGUCCCUGUGAGAACCACCAGCAGGGGGACAUCCCCCUGAGGGAGCUCCUCCCAUUUGUGGAUGCCCUCGAGUACCUGCUCCCCAACAGCACCACCCCCUUCGCAGAGUGUUUAAGUUAUUACAAUCGGGACUACGCGGGUGAAACGGAGAGGGGGGCUUCCUCCCACAGCAGAGUGCCCGGUGGAACUCUCCAAAAGGGACUCUCCCCCCUGCCGAGUAACCACAAGAUGACUCAGCCAAAUGGUCGCUUCCUCCUCCAGGUGAAGGCACUACACGACGAGUGUGUUAAGUACGUGACCCAUUUUGCCGAAAGGGGAAUUCAUGAAGAUGCCACGAAAAUCAUUUUGGCCGUCUCCUUUUUAUCUAGCGCCUGCUCGUUGUUCUCUCCCCCACGAGACGCAGUCCCCAUCGAGGUGGUCAUCCAUCUGCAGGUGGGGCAAGCGAGUUGCGGGGUGCCCACAGAGGGGAGGAGCAAAGGGAAGGAAAAAAACCCUAACGGAAGAACUAACCUCUACGGGAACAAACAAUAUGAAGUGUUUAAUUAUUAUAAAUAUAAAUACGCCUACAAGAGCAUGUGCAGGGGUGCCUCGGAAAGAGCCUCCUCCCCCUUCGGGGGGGACGUCCUCUCCUUCGCCGAGAAAGUUAUAAGUGACAUCGAGCUGUGCAAGGGGGAGCUCGUGUACGUCUACAUGAUCGUCCGGCGGUUCGUCAUCCCCGCGGUUUUCGGGGGCACCGCCAGUGGAGCGAGUGGCCCCGUUAGGGGGAGCGGUAGCACCGUUAGGGAAAGUGGUAGCUCCGUUAGGGGAAACGACACCCCUUCGGGGAACCCCCAAGGAGCGGACGAAAGGACGCACAUCUUAACCCUCCUGCUGAAGCAAAGCGACAUUCUGAUUGACCGGUGCUGCGCGUGCAAGUACCCCGCGCGCAUCCUGGAGCUGCUCUUCCUGACGCUGUUCCACCCCCUCGUGGUGAAGCACGACAUAGCUUCGCAUGCGGGGAAGGGAAGCGGGGUGGCAACGCGUGGAAGCGAAGCCGAAUGCAAUAGUGAUGACCCUCCCCAGAAACGUGCAGACCCCACCGCGAACCACAACCGGGCGGCCAACAAAACAAGCGGGGAGCGCCCCUCCCUCCUCCUGAGCUAUAUUAAUAAAAUUAUGCAGUACGGGCAGACGAAGCUCUCCAUAAUCAGAAGCGCAGUGAUCCCUUUCCUCUCUUCAUUCAUUUUUUCGCUCAUCCAAAACGAGGACAUCCUUCAAGUGAGCAGCGAAUACCUAGAAGAACUUGUGGAAGCCGUCGUUGACAUUUUAAUAUGCAAAGAAUUUGUCUUGGUGGACUUAAAGAGGAGUUUUGUGAAUGACCACUAUAAGAUGAAGAGGGGGAACAUCCUUCUUCACCACUUUAUAAACGAGCAGAUAUGCUUUCAUUUUUUCUCUCGGCUAGAAAACAACGAGGAGGUUGUUCUUCCGGCGGAUUUUUUCCGCGUGCGGCACUUGCCCAUCUUCCUGAGGCUGCUGGCCCUCAUGUUCCUCAUCAACUUGUUUGGCUUGCUCGAGGGGGGGGGCGAUGGCGGCAAAAUUGGCAGCACUUCCUAUAGCGACGAUGUCGUCCAGCUGGCCGCUCUGCAGCGGCGGACCCUCGUGCGCAGGCUCUACGCGCGCCUGCUGCUUCAGAUUAUGAAUCGGGUGAGCAACAAGAGUGUGGCGGCGUCUGGAGGACCUCCAACCGGGGGAGCGCCAUCCGGGGCCCCGCUGCCCUCCUCCAGCGGACACAACACCCAGCUGAGGGGACUACAAGCGCUGUGCUGCCUGGCAAAGUAUUUCAAGUGCCUAAAGAAGACGCAAAGGAAGCUACUCAUUUUGAGGGUAAACCAGCUGCUCCGCGACGAUCACUUGAGCAACACUCGUCAGUACUUGGAGCUUUUCUGCCUCUCAGUGAGUCCCUCCUCCUUUGUUUUGCUCUACCCCCACCUAAGGAGGAACCUGGCCGAUGGGAAUACAAACACGCAGCUGACCGUCAGCACGCUCAUCAUCUGUGCCUACAUUUUGCUGAAGACAAAAUUUAGUUACUACUCCUUUGAGGAACUGCAUAUCAACCCCUCCUUCGCUCGUGUGUGUCUCUCCAGUGGCAAAUUUCGGAUGAGCCAGGUGGUGGCUAGACAGACGGGGGCUCCCUACUUGGAGGGGAGGAAGAAGAACAAGCAGAAUAGGAAGAGACGCUCCAAAGAGGACUCGAGAGAAAUCAAACGAAUCAUGAACAAAAUCGUCAAGAGGAACCAAAAUGAUAAGGAGAAAAUUGUGCAGGAUGUGCGGAGGUGCGGGAAGAAGGUGGCGCGGCUGGGCAGGCGCACGGGGGGGAAGGAAGCAGAGGGGGUAUCCCAACGGGGGGACCCCCACAAAGAGAGGACAGCCAAACGGGGGGACGCCCACAAAGUGGGGGUAUCCCCCCCGAGGCGCGGGCUCUUCUUCUCCGAGCACAUCCGCAAGUGCCUCGUCGCGCUGGUCACCCGAAUCGUGGCUCUCUGCUCCUCGCACGCGGCCCUGGUGAGGAGCAUCGCCCAAUACACCUUUUACUACUUCGUAAAGGGGAGGCAGGAACUUUUGAGCGAUCCAUUUUUCCACUGCACCUACUGGUACAUUAAAAAGAAUAAGGACUGCAAACGCAUUCGCAGGAAGAUGAAGGAGCAGUUUCGCCACUGGACCCCCGCCCCCUUUGAGGACAUCCGGAUCCUCCUGCCUGCGUGCAACUACUCCUACAGCUACUUCGAUGAGGACGUUGCGAAUGAGGAAGGCACCAACACGUUCGCCCACGUGCUGCGCAAUUACGAGUUGGUCUCUUCGUAUACUUUCAUAGAGACGCUGCGGCGGGCGGUGCAGCAGGAGAUGUCCGCCAUUAUGUUUAGCGUGGACUUGGAGCGCCAGCGCAGGGAGGCCGCAAAAGCGUUAGCGGUAAAAGCGGUAGAUGUGUUAGCGGUAGAUGCGUUAGCGGUGGACGCGGUGGACGCGGUGAACGCGGUGAACGCCUCGGACAGUGGAUGUGCUCCCCCCCUGGAAGCCGCCCUCCAGAGAAACAAAAAAAACUACCAGCAAAAAUUCGACCCCGUAAACGACCUCUUCCAAGUGAACAACGAAUUUAGAAGGACCUACCACCAGCUAGCCAAAAUCAAAACAAAUAAAAAACUAAUCGUGGUGGCAUCCCUCAUAGAUAAAGUACCCAACUUAGCAGGUCUCUGUAGAACAUGCGAGUUUUUUAAAGUCCAAAAAUUGAUGCUUCAUAACGCCAGCAUUGUGAAGGACUUUCAGUUCCAAAAGAUUUCCUCAACGGCUAAUAAGUGGAUGAAUAUAGGGGAGUUAAAAAAGGGGGACAUUUUAAAGUACCUGAUGAGGAAGAAGAAAAAAUAUGCCAUUGUGGGGUUGGAGCAGACCAAGUGUAGUGUGCCUCUGAAGAGAUUUGCCUUCCCUGAGAGGACCAUUUUAAUUUUGGGGGACGAGAAGGAGGGGCUGCCGUCUUCCGUGCUGCUGCUUCUGCACCACUGCGUCGAGAUCCCCGGCAAGGGCAUCAUUCGCUCGCUCAACGUCCACGUCUCCGCGGCGGUCACCAUAUACGAGUACUGCAGGCAGCACCUGUGA